Molecule: messenger RNA, 3656 nt
Organism: Cajanus cajan (pigeon pea)
Lineage: Eukaryota; Viridiplantae; Streptophyta; Magnoliopsida; Fabales; Fabaceae
Product: putative helicase MAGATAMA 3
Molecular function (GO): helicase activity
Source: RefSeq, a predicted model, not a curated record
AUGGAGGUUGUGUCUAGGAGGCUGUGUGAGUCGUUGUGGAGUCACGAAGAUGUGGGGUGGUUUUCGAAGCCGGCGGUGGGGCAUUCUGGAGGUCUCUUAAUUUUGUGGGAUAAGUCUAAAUUUGUGCUCUCUGAAUUCUUCAUGGGAACUCAUUAUAUUGGUGUGGUUGGUUGUUUGGUAGGUGAAAGCCAGAAGGUGUCAGUGGUGAAUGUGUAUGCUCCGUGUGAUCUAGAAGGCAAGAAAGGAUGCUGGCGUGAGUUAAUUCAGGAGAUCGAGGCUAGAGGGGGGGAUCGGUGGUGUGUGGUGGGAGAUUUUAAUGCCAUAAGAUGUGAGGAGGAGAGGAAAGGGGUUCGAGGUUUCGAUAGAAGGGAGGAGAUGCGGUUAUUCUCAGAUUUUGUCAAUUCUUCAGGAUUGUUAGAUCUACAAAUGUUUGGGAGACAAUUUACUUGGUUUAGAAAUGAUGGCAAAACUAUGAGUAGAUUGGACCGGUAUCUUGUUUCUGUGGAUUUUGCAUCGUCACGGGAAGGGUUGGAACAAUGGGGUCUUCCUAGAGGCAUGUCAGAUCACUGUCCUGUGUUACUUAAGACAGGUGUAUCAGAGUGGGGACCUAAGCCGUUUCGAGUCCUCAACUGUUGGUUCGACGACAUUCGAUUUAAGCCUUUUGUGGAAGAUGUCUGGGGGAGAAUGGAGAUUAGGGGGAAGAAGUGUUUUGUGUUGAAGGAAAAAUUGAAAGAAUUUUACAAAACCUCGAAUUCUCAAGGUGAGAGCGAGACUCGCCCCAGUACUCGUCGCUGCCCCCGCCGCUGCUUUCUGUCCACAUUCCGCCACGACAACAGCCUCUCUCGGCGUUUUGUUCCAUCGCACAGUCCACGUAACAGUAUCCGCACUCAGGUGUUCCAUUUUUCCUCCUUCGGUUCCUUUUCCCUUCUCCCUCCAUCUGUUGUCAUGGCGGUGGAGAAGGAAAAGCUUCAGGAAGAAUCUGUAGUCUGCCGCUUCUACCAGAUUAUUCUUAGUUGGGACUACUUUGCUCUCGUCAAGGAAUCCAAGAAGCAGAAAAACAGAGAGAAAAAAGGGCCUGUGGAGUUGACGCUUGUUAAGGUUAAGACCCAAUACAAAGAUGUUGAUGAUUAUAUUACAACGUAUGAACCCCUCAUCUUUGAAGAAGCCAAAUCCCAGAUCAUUAAGGAGAAAGAGGAGGAUGAGGUGACUGAAUGGAAAUUGGGGGUGGUAAAAAGUUGGAGUGAGGCGGAUGACUUUCACUUUAUAGAAUUCCCGUGUGAAAUCAAGGAGGGAGAAUCAAUAUCACAAAAUGAUCUUUUGCUGCUUUCGAAAGAUAAGAUUUUGGAUGGCAAAAGAUUACCUACUGUUUAUGCAUUUGCUUUGGUGGAACAUGUACGUAAAUUUUUUGAAACAAGACUUCUUCGAGUUAGACUUUACCUUGCAGGAGAGUUCUCACAUUUCAAUACAGAUAAUGUCCAAUCUUGCCCCAGGCUGUUUAACAUGCGUUCUCAUAUAUGUGAGACAGAGAGACAGUUGUAUUUUAUGAAGAUGUGCAGCUUAUCUACCAUUGCUCGUGAGUAUGUGGCUAUACGAACUAUAAGCUGUCUCCCAUACAAGGAUUUAAUAUUAAAUGCAGUUCCAGAGAAUUUUGGCACAGAAGUUGAGGGUUGGAAAAUCCCAAUACCUUUGAAGGAAUAUGUUGAAAGUACUUUCAAUCAGUAUCAACGUGAAGCCAUAACAGCUGGUCUAUCAUCAAAAGCCUUUGUCCUGAUACAGGGCCCCCCAGGGACAGGGAAGACUCAGACCAUUCUUGGGAUUCUAAGUACCAUUUUGCAUGCAACUCCUACAAGAGUGCAUUCAAAGACCUAUGAGCUAAGGCAGGGACCACAGAUGCCUGUUGAGGAGAAACAAAGACAUUGGGUACUAGCAUCUCCAUGGCUUAGUGGUAUUAAUCCAAGAGAUAGUUUGAUGCCGAAAGAUGGUGAUGAUGGUUUUUUUCCAACUACUGGAAAUGAAUUAAAACCUGAAGCUGUAACUUCAAGUCGUAAGUAUCGUGUAAGAGUGCUUGUAUGCGCCCCAUCAAACUCUGCCCUUGAUGAAAUUGUGUUGAGGGUUCUCAAUGGAGGUGUACACGAUGAAAAUGACCGUGCAUAUUGCCCUAAAAUUGUGCGGAUUGGUCUCAAAGCACAUCAUUCUAUCAAGGCUGUUUCCCUGGAUGAACUUAUGAAACAAAAACGUGCUGGUGCCAACAAAUCAGUCACCAAUAAACAGAGUAACGGUCCUGCAGGAAGUAAUGAUGACAGUAUACGCGCUGCAAUUUUGGAUGAGGCCACAAUUGUCUUCUCUACUCUCAGCUUUAGUGGUUCCCACGUUUUCAGUAAACUAAACCGCAGCUUUGAUGUUGUGAUUAUAGAUGAAGCAGCACAAGCUGUGGAACCUGCAACUCUUGUUCCUUUAGCCAACCAAUGCAAAAAAGUUUUUCUGGUUGGGGAUCCAGCUCAACUUCCUGCAACUGUAAUUUCAGACAAUGCUAAGAAUCAUGGAUAUGGCACAAGCUUAUUUGAAAGAUUGAUGCAGGCCGGUUAUCCAGUUAAAGUGUUGAAGACUCAAUACCGAAUGCAUCCUGAGAUACGAAGCUUUCCCUCUAAGGAGUUUUAUGAAGACUCAUUGGAAGAUGGGGAAGACGUCAAAUUACGGACAAAACGUGCAUGGCAUGAUUACCGCUGCUUUGGGCCCUUCUGCUUCUUUGACAUACAUGAGGGAAAAGAGGCUCGGCCGUCUGGCAGUGGUUCAUGGAUAAAUUCUGAGGAAGUUGACUUUGUACUAUUCUUGUAUCAAAAACUGAUUACACUUUAUCCGAUACUGAAGACUGGUAACCAAGUUGCAAUUAUAUCUCCAUAUAGUCAACAAGUCAAGCUCUUCCAAAAACGUUUUGAAGAGACCUUUGGGAUGUCAGCUGAGAAAGUAGUGGAUAUAUGUACUGUUGAUGGUUGCCAGGGACGGGAAAAGGACAUUGCAAUAUUUUCAUGCGUCAGGGCAAGCAAAGAUAAAGGUAUAGGGUUUGUGGAGGACAUCCGGCGAAUGAAUGUUGGGAUCACUAGAGCAAAGUCAGCAAUAUUGGUGGUUGGAUCUGCCUCAACUUUAAGGAGGAGCGAACAAUGGAACAAGCUAGUGGAAAGUGCAGAGAAAAGGAACUGUUUAUUCAAAGUUUCUCAACCGUAUUCCUCAUUCUUCAAUGAAGAAAGUCUGUCAUCCAUGCAAACAAAAGUGGAUGAACCGUCUAAUAAGGUGGUGGGACCUGCUGAUACGGUAGACAAUCAUACACAGCAUGACAAUGCUACCGCAGCAUAUAAUGAUCAAGCACAACCCGAGGACAAUGUGGGCGAUGUUGACAUGGAUGAUGGGGGUUUUGAUGACGAUUAAGGUUAGUUGUUAUGGUUGUGUAACGAGGAUCGAGGACAAGGAAAAUUGUAACCUGCACGCACUAAUCUGAAUAUUGAAAUUAUAGUAAAUUAUCUUUAAUGCAGAAAAAGGGUAUUGUACCCACUUCACCCAUUUUGAUUGCAUCAAUACUAUUCUCACAUCUGCAUUUUAUUUUUCUUAUUAUGCAAUCAUACUUUCUGUCUACACUUGCAUCUUUGCAAGUUGCAAGGAUU